CUGCACUGUGAGGUAAAUUGAACAUUGACUUUCUUGCAGUCGGUGGACUUUGAUUGGACCCGGGUGCACAGGAGUACACAGUAACGCCUCUCUGUGGAUGUCAUAAAAAAGCCAGCCCAAAAAUAUAUAAAUACAGGGCAAAAGAUACAACUUUCCUUUCCGUGGAGUGGGGCCCUGUGUGGAUUUAUAAUCUGACCGGCAAAUAACAGGGGAUCAGGAGGAAGCUUCACUGCUACACAAACCAUUGGCACGAAACAAUGGUAGGACUUAAACCCUCAGAUGUUCCUCCUCCCCUUGGGGUGAAGAUGGCAAGCGCUGGACUGGCAGCUUGUAUAGCUGAUAUUGUCACGUUUCCUUUGGACACAGCCAAAGUCAGACUACAGAUCCAGGGAGAGAAGGCAGUGGAGGCGGCCAAAAACAUCCGCUACAGAGGUGUGUUCGGGACCAUCAGCACCAUGAUCCGAACAGAGGGUCCCAAGUCUUUGUAUAACGGGCUGGUGGCUGGGCUGCAGAGACAACUGUGUUUCGCUUCAAUCAGAAUCGGCCUGUACGACAAUGUCAAAAACUUCUACACUGGUGGCAAAGACAAUCCCGGAGUCCUGAUCCGUAUCCUGGCUGGCUGCACUACAGGUGCCAUGGCCGUGUCCUUUGCACAACCUACCGAUGUGGUCAAGGUUCGAUUUCAAGCCCAGAUGAACCUGGACGGAGUGGCCCGUCGAUAUAAUGGCACCAUGCAGGCCUACAAACACAUCUUCCAGAACGAGGGUUUACGUGGGCUCUGGAAAGGCACACUACCUAACAUCACAAGAAAUGCGUUGGUGAACUGCACAGAGCUGGUGACAUAUGACCUGAUCAAGGAGGCGAUCCUUAAACACAACCUGAUGUCAGACAAUCUGCCGUGCCACUUCGUGUCUGCGUUCGGCGCGGGUUUCGUCACCACAGUGAUCGCCUCCCCGGUGGAUGUGGUGAAAACUAGGUACAUGAACUCACCACCGGGCCAGUACACCAGUGCUAUCAACUGUGCCUGGACCAUGAUGACUAAAGAAGGGCCAACAGCUUUCUACAAAGGAUUUGUGCCUUCAUUUCUGAGGUUGGGAUCAUGGAACAUCGUGAUGUUUGUGUCAUUCGAGCAAAUCAAGAGGGCCAUGAUGGUCACCAAGAAAAGGGCGGAGGCCACUAACUGAAAGUCCUGUUUCAACAACUUUGGGACUCGUACAAUAUGAACCACCACCUUGUGUCAGAACAUCAGCGAAGAAACAAAAUAUACAAUUAUCUGACAGUAUUCUUGUUCUGAAGCAGCAAAGAAAUAAUCCUUUGUUAAAAAAGGAAUCUAGGACACUUGUCUUUGUGUUUUACCCUUCAUUUCAAAGGAACAGUCCAGACUUUAUAUUGAUAAGGGUUUGUCUCCUUUCUGUACCUACCUGGCCCACUUUUAUAGACUUACAAAUAGUUGAAUUUUUGAUUCCAUGGAUCCAUCUUAUGAUGCCAUAUAUUAAUAUUCUCCAACUAUCCAAACCUCCAGAUGCUGCUACCUUACACCAGCAAUAUUUCCUAAAAAUCAACAUCAAAGCUCU
Messenger RNA from Sphaeramia orbicularis (orbiculate cardinalfish), 1574 nucleotides. RefSeq names its product uncoupling protein 1 (gene ucp1). Bases 258 to 1184 code for a protein of 308 amino acids. NCBI's taxonomy places the organism in Eukaryota, Metazoa, Chordata, Actinopteri, Kurtiformes, Apogonidae. The record is from RefSeq and is a predicted model, not a curated record. Gene Ontology annotation, biological process: transmembrane transport. The transcript is spliced from 7 exons.